This is a messenger RNA of Suricata suricatta (meerkat), 1832 nucleotides long. RefSeq names its product cleavage and polyadenylation factor I subunit 1 (gene CLP1). The record is from RefSeq and is a predicted model, not a curated record. Gene Ontology annotation, molecular function: polynucleotide 5'-hydroxyl-kinase activity. Gene Ontology annotation, cellular component: nucleus; mRNA cleavage factor complex. Gene Ontology annotation, biological process: tRNA splicing, via endonucleolytic cleavage and ligation. NCBI's taxonomy places the organism in Eukaryota, Metazoa, Chordata, Mammalia, Carnivora, Herpestidae. The transcript has 3 exons. Bases 121 to 1398 code for a protein of 425 amino acids.
UUGUUUCCGGCUUGGAACUGGGCCAGCGUGGCGUGUAGUUGAGUUUAAGUCCGGCCGGGGCCUCCUCCGUGUGCCGAUUUGGGUUCGUGGCUGUGCAGGCAUAGCAGCUACACAGGAAAGAUGGGAGAGGAGGCCAAUGAUGACAAGAAGCCAACAACUAAAUUUGAACUAGAGCGAGAAACAGAACUUCGCUUUGAGGUGGAGGCAUCUCAGUCAGUUCAGUUGGAGCUGCUGGCUGGGAUGGCAGAGAUCUUUGGCACAGAGCUGACCCGAAACAAGAAAUUCACCUUCGAUGCUGGUGCCAAGGUGGCUGUUUUCACCUGGCAUGGCUGUUCUUUACAGCUGAGUGGCCGCACCGAGGUGGCUUACGUCUCCAAGGACACUCCGAUGUUACUUUAUCUCAACACUCAUACAGCCUUGGAGCAGAUGAGGAGGCAGGCGGAGAAGGAAGAAGAGCGGGGCCCCCGGGUGAUGGUAGUGGGCCCCACCGAUGUGGGCAAGUCCACAGUGUGCCGUCUCCUGCUCAACUAUGCAGUGCGUUUGGGCCGCCGUCCCACUUACGUGGAGCUGGAUGUGGGUCAGGGCUCUGUUUCUAUCCCUGGUACCAUGGGGGCCCUGUACAUCGAGCGGCCAGCAGAUGUUGAAGAGGGAUUCUCUAUCCAGGCCCCUCUGGUCUAUCAUUUUGGGUCCACAACUCCUGGCACCAACAUCAAGCUUUAUAACAAGAUUACUUCUCGUUUAGCGGAUGUGUUCAACCAAAGAUGUGAAGUGAACCGAAGGGCCUCUGUGAGUGGCUGUGUCAUUAAUACCUGUGGCUGGGUCAAGGGCUCUGGUUACCAGGCCCUGGUGCACGCAGCCUCAGCCUUUGAGGUAGAUGUGGUUGUGGUUCUGGAUCAAGAGCGACUGUACAACGAACUAAAACGGGACCUGCCUCACUUUGUACGCACUGUGCUGCUCCCUAAAUCUGGGGGUGUGGUUGAACGCUCCAAAGACUUCCGGCGGGAAUGUAGGGAUGAGCGUAUCCGUGAGUAUUUCUAUGGAUUCCGGGGCUGUUUCUAUCCCCAUGCCUUCAACGUCAAGUUUUCAGAUGUGAAAAUCUACAAAGUCGGGGCGCCCACCAUUCCAGACUCCUGUUUGCCUUUGGGCAUGUCUCAGGAGGACAAUCAGCUCAAGCUGGUGCCUGUGACGCCUGGCCGAGACAUGGUGCACCACCUCCUGAGCGUUAGCACUGCUGAGGGCACAGAGGAGAACCUUUCUGAGACGAGCGUGGCCGGCUUCAUCGUGGUGACCAGCGUGGACCUGGAGCACCAAGUGUUUACUGUUCUCUCUCCAGCCCCCCGCCCACUGCCCAAGAACUUCCUUCUCAUCAUGGACAUCAGGUUCAUGGAUCUUAAGUAGAGAUGAGCAGGAAGCCUUGCUGCCUGGGACAUAGAGAUCUGGGCGCCACCAAGGGCAGAUGGGCUGUGGUAUGGGAAUCUGUUGAGCCGGCAAGUAGUGAACUAGUAGAAAGCCGUUUCUACCUCUUGAGUUUGGUGGUAACCUAACUCUUCUAAUCUUGAACCAAAUGGAAAACGAAGAGAAUAUAAUUGGUUUCUUGGGUCACCUCAGGUGCCAUUUGAAAUUCUCUGAGGCCCUGGAGCAUCCCAUUUCAGCCGCUGUACUACUUGGUGGACUAAUUUUUAGGAGGAAUUUUUUUUAAAUUAUCACUCCUUUAUAUUCUGUAUAUAGUAUUUGUUAUCCCAUUUAUCCAGGAUGAAAGAUUUAAUCAGGAGGUCUCGUUCAAAUAAAGUUUAAACUUGGAAAAUUUUAAUAAAUAGUUUUGCCAUAUCACA